This is a messenger RNA of Ziziphus jujuba (common jujube), 4516 nucleotides long. RefSeq names its product putative disease resistance protein RGA1. The coding region runs from base 225 to 3761 and encodes 1178 amino acids. The record is from RefSeq and is a predicted model, not a curated record. Lineage: Eukaryota; Viridiplantae; Streptophyta; Magnoliopsida; Rosales; Rhamnaceae. Gene Ontology annotation, molecular function: ADP binding. The transcript has 3 exons. Gene Ontology annotation, biological process: defense response to other organism.
AAACAAACAAAGACAAUAAGAACAUUUCAACUGAUCAAUUCAAGCAACACAAGCAGCUUCCUUGGGAUUUCCUAGAGCUUUCCUGGCAUAGAUUUCCAUAAACUGUGGAAAUAAAUGAUAAGCCUCUCGGUUGCAUGUAUUAAGCAGCUUAAUACCACUAAUCUCUAAACAUAAUUACUUGGUUUGGAAUUCAAUUUUACUGCUUGCUGUGAGUCUGUGACAAUAUGGCUGAAGCUGUAGUUACUGUUAUGCUUGAGAAUCUCAACUCCUUGAUCCAAAAAAAGUUUGGAUUGAUUUGCGGUGUCAACAAAGAGAUGGAGAAGCUGUCCAGCAUCCUCUCAACCAUCUGUGCUGUGCUUGGAGAUGCUGAGGAGAGGCAGCUAAGAGACAGGGCAAUCAAGAUUUGGCUGCAGAAACUUAAAGAUGUUGCAGAUGAGUUGAAUGAUAUUUUGGAUGAGUGUUCAAUGGAGGCAUCCCUACUGGAGUACAAAAGGCAGAGCUCUAGGUCAACCCAAAAGGUAAGCGCUUCUUUCUUCUCCUGUUUCAACCCAAAAAAUACUCUGUUUCGUUUCAGAAUUGCAAAACGGAUGGAAGAUGUUUCAGAUAGGUUGGAUGCAGUUGCUAAUGAGCGAAUGAAAUUUCACUUGCGUGAGGUUGUCCAGGGAAGACAUCUCCAAGUAAUAGACAAACGCCAAACUGGCUCCGUUGUUGAUGAGAAACAUGUGUAUGGAAGAGAAGAAGAUAAAGAUAAGAUUGUGGAGUUCUUGGUAGAUAAUUCAAGAAGUUCCAAAGAUCUGUCUGUCUAUCCUAUUGUGGCCAUGGGGGGCAUGGGAAAGACUACCCUUGCUCAGCUGGUGUACAAUGAUGAAAGGGUUCGUAGGCAUUUUGAGAUUAAAAUAUGGGUAUGUGUUUCUGAGGACUUUGAUGUGAAAAGAUUGAUAAAAGCUAUGAUAGAAUCUGCUUCUGGAAAUGCCUGUGAUGCUUUGGACAUGGAUCCUCUGCAGAAACGCCUCCAGAAGAUGUUGGAAAGAAAGAAGUUUUUAAUUGUUUUGGAUGAUGUGUGGAAUGAAGACCAAGAGCAAUGGGAAGGCUUAAGAAAUGUAGUUGCUUGUGGAUUAAAUGGCUCUUCGAUUGUAGUCACCACUCGUCUUAAAAAGGUUGCAUUGAUUAUGGGAACAAUUCCAAUGCAUCAGCUGUCUGUUUUAUCCGAAGAUGAUUGCUGGUCAUUGUUCAACCAACGCGCAUUUGGUAAUGAAAGUGAAGAGCGACCAAAUCUUGUAAAAAUUGGGAAGGAGAUUGUGAAGAAGUGCAAGGGAAAUCCACUGGCUGCAAAGACUUUAGGAAGCUUAAUGCGCUUCAAAAGUGAGGAAAAUGAGUGGCUUUUUGUUAUGGAAAGUGAACUUUGGAAUCUUCCACAAGAAGAAACUUUCAUCCUGCCAGCGUUGCGAUUAAGCUACUUUCAUCUACCUACAGAAUUAAGGCGUUGUUUUGCUUAUUGUGCCAUAUUUCCCAAAGAUUUUGAAAUAGAAAAGGAAAAUUUAAUUCAUCUUUGGAUGGCUAAUGACCUUAUAGCUGUAAAGGGAAACAUGGAAGUGGAAGAGGUUGGCAAUGAGAUAUGUAAGGAAUUAUAUUGGCGAUCAUUCUUUGAAGGUGUUCAGAGUAAAAACGAUGGAUUUGACAACAUUUAUGGAUUCAAGAUGCAUGAUCUAGUGCAUGAUCUAGCUCAAUGUAUUAUGGAGGACGAAGCACGUGUUGUAGAAAUUGAUUGCCCUGUUAACUUGUCCAGAGCUCGUCAUGUGACAUUUAAUUACUCUAACCAGUCAUUUGACAUGCUUUUUGCUUUUCAGAAAAUAGAAACCUUACGUACUUUAAUGUUGACAAGGCAUUGUCCCUUCAGUAUUGAAGCACGCAAGUUUCCUUCUCACUUGUAUUUUCCUUCUUUACGAGCUUUUGAUGCAAAAGAUUCUUUGUUGACAUCCAUAUCUUUUCUAACCAAUACUUCCAAACAUAUUCGGUAUUUGAAUCUUUCAGGUACUUAUAUUAGAAUCCUUCCCGAGUCAAUUUGUUUUUUACAAAAUUUACAGACUUUGGAUGUAAGUUUUUGUCGUCAUCUUCAAAAGCUACCCAAGCAUAUGUGUCGCUUAAGGAGUCUUCGUCAUCUUCAUAUUUUAGGUUUUUCUUCGUUGCGUCACAUGCCUCCAAACUUUGGGAAACUAACUUGCUUAAGAACUUUAAGCAUUUUUAUUGUGGGUAGGAGAAGAGGAUGUGAUGUAGAUGAAUUGGGAAGUUUAAACCUUCAUGGCGAUUUAAGGAUCAAAAACCUUGAGGAAGUGAAAAGUCCAAUGGAAGCCAAAAAAGCCAAUCUAGCUGGAAAAAUGAAUCUUAAAAGGUUGGAAUUGUCAUGGGACAGAAAUGAGAAGUCUCAAGUGAUCAUAGAGCAGGUACUUGAAUCUCUUGAACCUCCCCCAAGUAUAAAAUCUUUGGAUAUUUCAAAUUUUGGAGGCAGGCAUUUCCCUCGGUGGUUCAAGAAUAGUGCAAUGUAUGAAAAUUUAGUCAGUAUAUGUUUCGCCGGUUGUAAAAACUGUAUGGAACUUCCUACAGGCCUGGGGAAACUUCCAUCUCUAACAUAUCUUUAUUUAUAUGGUAUGGAUUUAGUGCAGUAUGUAGAUAGUGAAUCUUAUGGUGGAGAGCUAGAGGGAGGUUUCUUGCACUUACAAAGUCUAUUUAUUACUGACUUACCAAAUUUAGAAAGGUUGUCCAAGGAGGAAAGAAGGAUGGACUUUUCAUGCCUAUCUUAUUUGCACAUUGAGAAAUGCCCUAAAUUGACAUUACACUGUCUUCGGUCAAUCAAAGAAUUGAUAAUAAGGGGAUGCAGUGAGGCACUGUUAAAAACAGUUUCAAAUCUGCAUACUCUAACAUCACUUGAAGUAUGUGAUAAUGAUAAUUUGGCUUCCUUUCCUGAUGGGAUCCUACAAAAUCUUACCACUCUCCAAUCACUUAAAAUUAAAAGAUUCAGCAAGCUUCAACUUUUGCAAUCUGAUAUGCUAAUUGGGCUAAGUUCUAUGGAAGGUUUAUCUAUUACUUCUUGCCAUAUGCUCGAGUGCUUUCCAGUGGAAAUAUUUCGAGGCUCAUAUAGUCUUAAACGUAUAUAUAUUGAAGAUUGUAUCAAGUUCAAAAGUUUAUCCGCUAGUUUUGGAGACCUUACUGCCCUUGUAUCUUUGCAACUUAUUGGUUGUCCAGAGUUGGAGGCUUUCCCAAAUGAUCUUAACAAUCUUUCUUGCCUCGAAAGUCUGAUGCUAUCAGGGUACACCUAUCAAGGUGAUGGUUCACAAAAUCUCAGUACUCCUCAUCCUAAGUUGACAACUUUGCCUGAGGCCUUACAGCAUCUCCCUUCCCUCCAAUAUAUGGUUAUAAGGGGGUUUCCAAAUCUUGAAUUGUUGCCUGACUGGCUUGGAAACUUAACAUCUCUUCGUUUCUUCAAUAUAUCUAAGUGUCCCAAGUUGGAAUAUCUGCCAACAACUAUCCAAGACCUCACCAACUUACAGACCUUGGAAAUUGACAGUUGCCCUAAAUUAGCAGAACGGUGUGGAAAGGAAAUUGGAGAGGACUGGCACAAGAUAGCUCAUAUUCCACGUGUUUUUGUAUGGGAUCGAAGCCAUCAACAACCAAUACAAGGAGAGACGGUGAAUUGUUGCUUCGAGUUGAGGUUGAAUCACCGGAGAAGCAUUGAGAAGAGAGAUGGUCCUUCCCAUCAUUCUUAACAUAUUCAUGCACACAAGACAUAUUAAUUGUUUUACUUCCAAGUAUCUGCACGAAACUGUUAAUAAAGCUGUGCUGAUUCUGCAUUUUAGAAGGCAGAGGAUGUGGUUAGCAGCAUGCUUGCUAUGGCCUUUAUCUUUGGUAAACAUAUGCAGCCAACAAGUCAAACAACUUUCAAGACAAGCACCAGUCAUCUUCAACAGCCUCAGCCAAAGCUGGUUUCUUUUGGACCAUUGGUUCACUGAGGAACUUAAUUGGUCGGUGACAAAGUUCGUGAAGUGAAUAAGAAAUUUAAGGGUUUUGGGAAUAAAACUGAAUUAUUUUUGGCAGCUGCUCAGCAGAUAGUUUAGUGGUGCUGCAAUGAAGAAUGUUUUUAUUGAAGCCUCUCGUGUUACAGGUGCUUUUCACCAAGGUUGUGAGAAAAGCCAGCCAGAAAAGAAAGGAGAAAGUGGGAAUGGUCGAAGGGGAAGAAAAGAGGGAAAUGGUAAAUAAAAAUGCUGAAAGCUUAAUCCUGUGAUAUAGGCUUGUACUGUAAAUAAAUACCCUUUUAACAUCAAUAUUCAGUUUUAUUUUUCAAUUAUUAUUAUUAUUAUUUGUUUUUUGGGUUCUUCUAGCCUAAAAGUGUUGAGUUUAGGACAUUUUUCGUCAAUCGGUUGGACAUGUUUGUAGUUUGCCUAGACUUCUAUUGAGGUAACUUUAUAAUCAUCAUCUAAUGGAUCUGCCAAAAUAUCUAUAUCAAGAGAAUCUUACUCCUUUA